Aspergillus chevalieri is the source of this 696-nucleotide messenger RNA. RefSeq names its product putative transcription initiation factor subunit (TAF30). Gene Ontology annotation, molecular function: histone binding. Bases 1 to 696 code for a protein of 231 amino acids. The record is from RefSeq and is a predicted model, not a curated record. Gene Ontology annotation, cellular component: Swr1 complex; NuA4 histone acetyltransferase complex. NCBI's taxonomy places the organism in Eukaryota, Fungi, Ascomycota, Eurotiomycetes, Eurotiales, Aspergillaceae. Gene Ontology annotation, biological process: chromatin remodeling; regulation of transcription by RNA polymerase II. The transcript is spliced from 7 exons.
AUGCCUGAUGUUAAGAGAGGUAUUAGGCUGGUUACAGAGCAGCAGAUUGUAAACGGCGACUCCGGCGUCGAAGGAUUCCCGCUCCGAUCGUGGUCGAUCGAGGUCUACCAAGUCAACGAGCAUGGGGAGCUGGUUGCCGCCAACGUCUUCGACAAGGUGACAUACACCUUGCAUCCUAGUUUUGGGGAUAGAGCUAUUCAGACAUUCAAAAACCCCCCAUUCCGGAUCUCGGAGGAAGGAUGGGGUGAAUUCGACUUGUCAAUUACCCUUACCGCCGACAAGGAUUAUACCGUGACGCACGACCUCAACUUUGCGCAGCCGCGCUAUGAAUCCAAACAUGUCCUUACGUUCAAAAACCCCAAGCCUGCGUUAUUGGCGACCCUCCGCGAAACGGGACCGGUUCCUGGCGAUGAGAAUGGUAUGAAGUCGAAGCGUGCGGCGGGAGCAGAUGAGGGGUCUAAAAAGAAGAAACGCAUGGAGAAGAAUGUCGACAUGGACAAAUUGGCAGAUGGACUCCAGCGCCUCGGAGAAGAUGACCUUCUCCAGGUCGUGCAGAUGGUACACGACAAUAAAGCACCAGACUCGUAUACCAAGAAUGACAUUGAGCAGGGCGAAUUCCACGUGGACCUAUAUACCCUCCCAGACAACCUCAUCAAGAUGCUCUGGGACUUUACACAAGAAAAGGGUGCUCUAUGA